Molecule: messenger RNA, 1920 nt
Organism: Rhinocladiella mackenziei CBS 650.93
Lineage: Eukaryota; Fungi; Ascomycota; Eurotiomycetes; Chaetothyriales; Herpotrichiellaceae
Exons: 2
Coding region: 1-1920 (639 amino acids)
Biological process (GO): maturation of LSU-rRNA from tricistronic rRNA transcript (SSU-rRNA, 5.8S rRNA, LSU-rRNA)
Cellular component (GO): nucleolus
Molecular function (GO): RNA binding
Source: RefSeq, a predicted model, not a curated record
AUGGGUGAUAAGAGACGUAAAGAGUCGUCUGGCGCCGCAGACCCGCCGCUCAAGAAGAGCAAAAAAUCAAAGCACACCGAAAACAAUAGUGCAGCAGUCCCACCUGUCCCAUCCCUCUCCUCAGACAAUGUUUCCACUAUCACAUCAAAGAGAUCUCGCAAGCGGGCUGCAGAUUUCAUGAAUGAUAACGAAGACGCACCCACCAAACCCGAAACUCAUGCGAAAGUCACGGAGAACAAGACCGCCAUUUCUGUCCCUCCUGAUGAUGCUGAUGAACCGGCUCCGAAGAAGUCGAAGAAAAACAAGAAUAAGGAUAGAAAGGGCAGUCAUGACGAAGUGCUCUCUGCCGACGGUAUCAAUGGGGUGGUAGAACAUGACGGAGAUGGAAAUCUUGACACUGUUACCACACACAAACCGGUCUCUACCUCGAUGCAAGCGGAAGCAGAACGCACCGUCGAUCAGGAACUCGAAGUUGGAUUUGGAGGCUUUGCAAGUGAUGACGACUACGACCGCGCUGAAGAGGUGGAAACUGAGGAUAAUGCUGCUGCCCUUUUGGCCGGCUUUGACAGUGACUCGGAAGACAAGCAAGAGGAUGAAGGAGGCCUUGAUCUCACCACCACACUUGCGCUCCCCAAAUCUAAGAAAGUUCGCAAGAAGUUGGACAAGGUCAAAGCCAAAGGUGAUGAUGAAGGUCCCGGUACUGUCUAUGUCGGUCGUAUUCCCCAUGGAUUCUACGAGAAGCAGAUGAACGAGUACUUUUCUCAAUUUGGUGAUAUCACCCGCUUGAGACUUUCUCGAAACAAGCGUACUGGACAAUCCAAACAUUUUGCUUUCAUCGAAUUUAGCUCAAAGGAGGUCGCCAAGAUCGUGGCCAAUACCAUGGACAACUAUCUACUGUUCGGCCACAUCCUCAAGUGCAAGUACGCCGAGCCUGAUUCGCUGCAUCCGGAUGUAUGGAAAGGGGCAAACAAGAAGUUCAGAAAGAUUCCACAUGAAAAGCUUGAACGAGCGGCUCUGGCCGCACCCAAGAGUGAAGAACACUGGCAAAAGAAAGUUGACAAGGAGAAGCGUAAGCGUGGCAAGAAGGCCGAACAGAUGAAGGCUAUUGGAUACGACAUGCCGACAUCGACCUUGGCCAAUCCUUCGGAAGCUGUAAAACAAAAACCCGCCGGAAAAGAUGAAGCGAGGAAAAUUGAGAGUGAAGAGGCCGGUCCCGCCGGGUCGAUGGAGCCAACCAAGGUUCCGCCCCAAGGCGAGGCCGCAGCCAAAGAGUCAAAAAGGUCCAAGAACAAGGAAGAAAAGAAGGAUAAGAAGAGGAUCGCUGUGGCCAUUUCUGCUGUUGAACCUCCCGUUGCUGAACCGGUGAAUGCUGUUGAAGAGAAGGCCAAAGACGACGGCGAAAAGGAGUCCAAGUCGAAACUCACCAAGGUAGAGAGAAAAGCACAGAAGAAAACAGCGAAGAAAUUGGCAAAAGAGUCAGACGCCGUCAUUGCCCCAGGGACUAAGUCAGACCCUGUCCAGGAGACCAAAACAGUUGAAGCCCCAGAGACGGAUUCCAAGCGGAACCCGGAAAACGAAGCUGAUUUCAUCUCUUUUGGAGAUAUCAAUUUUGAGAAAGAGUCUCGAUCUUCUAACUCACCCAAAGCCAGUCGUGGUCCCCCUGGUAAGAAACUCAAGAAAGAGAAAAAGAAGAAGGAACGCAAGAAUCUCGUCAAGGCCAGAGGUCCAAAGUCGAAUCUUAUUGCGAGCAAGCCGAAAUCGGAUCCAAACGCAACCGGCAAAAUCCCUGGUCUCCCACUUAUGGGCAAGGACAAAUACAACAAGGCCAAGCGUCAAGCUCAUAAGGAGUUGAAGAAUAAGAUAUUGGCCAGAAGAGCUACCGGGGCUAGUAGAGGAUCAUCUGCUGGCUCUCGCAGUUAA